This is a messenger RNA of Ceutorhynchus assimilis (cabbage seed weevil), 2046 nucleotides long. The record is from the annotation of a GenBank genome assembly. Lineage: Eukaryota; Metazoa; Arthropoda; Insecta; Coleoptera; Curculionidae.
ACUUUGACACUUUGUCAAAUAAUUUUUUGUUGGAGCUUCCAUAUUUGCCCUACAAAUUAUUUAAAAAAAGGAAAAUAAUAACAUUCAGAUCCUUCACUGACAGGGUAAAAGUAGCAGUAAAAAAGAAAAUUGGAAAACCGAAUAAUUCGUAAGAAUCUUAUUUCCAGACCCGCACCAAAACAAGAGAUGGCAGAUUCUAAGAUUUUGAGACCAGUAAUUACUCCGUACCAGAAAAGACAAUUGCGAACUAUGGUACCGUCUAAUUGGGGAACCCAAUUUCACAGACGAGAAAAUUCACCAGAAAAACGCGUUAGCAAGCAGAAUUUCAGACACAUUUGCAAUUUGUGUGGAAAAUUCUUCAAGGAAGGACUGGAUCUUCUGGCUCACGCUGAACUACAUGCCCGUGGUUCAGAAUGUCGCUGCAUGAUUUGCGGCGAGGUGUGCCUGGGGGACAACGCAUUGGCCGGUCACGUACAAAGUACUCAUAAAAACUUACCCCAGCAUAGCUGUGCUUUGUGUGGUCGUAGAUACAAAGACAGUAGAGCUUUAUUGAAGCACUCGUGGGAACACUCGAAAGAAAAGGCUUUUAGUUGCACAAAAUGCCCUAAAACUUUUUACAAUUUGGUUCAGAUUAAGAGGCACAUGAUUUCGCAUAGAGAUAAGACGGUGGCUUGUGAUAUUUGCGAAGAAGAUUUUCCGGAUGGAAGAAGUUUACUGAAUCACAGGCAUUGCCAUAGCAAUGCACCUGGUCAGCGAUUUCCUUGUAAUGUGUGCGGGAAAACUUUUGGGACCAGAAGCUCACAGCAAAUUCACUUUCGGAUCCAUACAGGUGAGAGACCCUACAAAUGCCGUUUUUGUUGGAAAGCUUUUGCAGACGGAGGAACUUUGCGCAAACACGAAAGAAUCCAUACUGGCGAAAGACCCUAUGCUUGUGCAGUAUGCCCGAAAGCAUUCAACCAAAGGGUAGUUCUUAGAGAACAUAUAAGGUCGCAUCAUUCAGAUCCCGAUCCAAAAUUCUUGCGCAGCACGACACCCUAUUUUUGUGCCGUUUGCUCCGACAUGUUUACCAUAUCCGAAGAUUUGAUACUUCAUUUGAUUCAUCAUUGUGAUAUUACCACUGCUAUGAACAGACAACCACGAGUGGGACCCAGGAGAUAUAAACGGCGAAGAAUGGUGAAACCUUUUGAACCUGAGAAGUUUAUUAUAAUAAAUGAAAGAGAAGCAAUGGAUGAAGAAGAAGAGUAUGUUAUCCCAGAGCCAGAAGAAAAAGUAGCGGAAGGAUCUAGUUCUUCACAAUCAAAUAAUGUAAAUGAGGUGGUGGAACAAAGUGAAAACGAAAACGCGCCAACUAAUUUAUGUCCAAAAAUGAUAUACACGCAAAAGACUAGAGUCCCAGUUGAGACCAGGGUUGAUGUACAAAUUAGAGACAAAGCUGUGGUGAUCAAGGCGCAGCCUGCGAUAAUUAAAACCUCUACAGAAAGCAGUGUCAGUGUCAGAUUGGAUGAACAAGAACAAUUGAAAAUAAUACGAAAUGAUACCGUUUAUGAUGAACCACAGCAAUCCAGUCUACUAUAUAUCAAUGAAGUUAUAAUUGAUGCUAGUUCAAAUCAGAUAAUCGAAAAUGAAGAAGUUAUCGAGGAACCCGUUCAAGACGAAAUACCAAUUAAAAAUUCGCCAAAGAAUGGUUAGUUCUAAGGGCGAGUCCAAUUAUCAAUAAUGUACCUGGAACUCCACAAUCAAACUUUGAAUGUGAAAUGCGCAAUCCAAAAAAGACGCAUUUGUGUUUUCGUGUCGGUGGAUAUUUUCAAUAUUUAUUAUUUUAAUGUUGUUGAUUAGAUUAGGUUGGUUGGUUAGAGAGACUUUAUAUAUGCAUAGAUAUAUGAAAGUUUUAGAUAAUAAUCAAAAUGUUCGAUAUUUGAAUACCGAAUAUAUGAAAAGAUAGAGUAUUCAUGUAUCUCGAUACAUAUACUUACAUAUUAUUCAAUUGUUAGAAAUAACGGUCAUGUCUUGAAUAUAUUUUUUUUAUUUAAAUAAUGCUCAUUCUCU